Molecule: messenger RNA, 2327 nt
Organism: Poecilia reticulata (guppy)
Lineage: Eukaryota; Metazoa; Chordata; Actinopteri; Cyprinodontiformes; Poeciliidae
Gene: spint1a
Product: serine peptidase inhibitor, Kunitz type 1 a
Biological process (GO): extracellular matrix organization; epithelium development; epidermis development
Cellular component (GO): plasma membrane
Molecular function (GO): serine-type endopeptidase inhibitor activity; protein binding
Source: RefSeq, a predicted model, not a curated record
ACUUCCUGUUGUUUCUCAGGUGAGUCAUCUGAGAAAUGUUGUCAGUGCUCGGUUUUGUGUCGACAUCAGAGUUUCAUGAGUGUUUGUUUCGUUUCCUUUUUUAUAUAUAUUCUUUGGAAGCGUGUUAAGAGUAUACCUGUAUUUGACAACCAGGAAGUAAUUCUUUAGUCAGGACUGCGUUUACUAGUGAGGACUCCGUUUGGAGGACGGAAAGCUUGUGUUUCACUCCUUGUGCGGAAGGAGCCCUCCUUUUUAAAUAAGACUGACACUUCUUUUUCUUCUCAGUUUGACUUCAGAUUUUUUUUUUUCCACACAACUUCUCCUUUUGACUGAGUGGGAAUCUCGAGGAUACAAUUAGAAUGAAUUUACUUUUUGGAUGCCGCUUCGCAGCGUUCUUGUUUCUAGUUGGCUUUUUACACCUCACGGCUGGCCAGAGCACUGCCGACACCUGCCUGUCCAAAUUCGAGAGAGGUAAAGAAAACUUUAUGCUGAAUGUCAAUGAAUCGGUGAAGGAAGGGGCUACGUUUCUCUCCACGCCGAAAGUGGGGAGUUACAUGGAGUGCGUUGAGUCCUGCUGUAAGGAGCCGAGGUGCAACGUCGCUCUGAUGGAGAAAGAAGGCGAGGGCACCAUUAAGUUAUGCUUUUUGUUUAACUGCUUAUACAAGAAUAAAUACACCUGCCACUUUGUCAAGAAGUCAGGAUAUGUCAGUUACACGCUGAAGUCUCUCUAUAAAGACUACAUCAAACAUGAUGCUACCACAGGUGAAAAAAAGGACUCUUCGCCAGUGGCCAUUGCAGGUUAUGACAUAGUGGUCCAGCCUAAGGAAAGUGUGACACUGAGCGGCUUCCAGAGCAAAGAUGAAGAUCCGCAGUCUUUAACCUUCAAAUGGACCAUGAUUACCAUUUACCCAAAUGCUAUCAUUGAGAAGACAAACUUUCCUGAUGAGAUCACUGUGUCAAAUCUAACUUCUGGAAAGUACAUGUUUAACCUGACAGUCACGGACACUGCUGGUCAGUCAGACAGCACUACGAUCAACGUCCUGGUCCUGACCGCUGAGGAGUCAGAGCACCGCUGCAUGGUUCCAAAGAAAGUUGGUCCGUGCCGGGGUUCAUUCAAACGCUGGCAUUAUAACGCUGCCUCAGAGAAGUGUGAGGAGUUCUUCUUUGGGGGUUGCCUGGAGAAUAAGAACAACUACAUUAAGGAGGAGGAAUGCCAGAAAGCCUGUCAUGGCACAGGUGGUCCAUCUGGGCGACAUCUGACUCUUGGAGAAGAAAAGUGUGGAGCUCCAUGCACCGCUGGUCAAUUCACGUGUGAUAAUGAUUGCUGUUUGGAUAGAGGACUGAAGUGCGAUGACACGCCACAAUGCUCCGAUGGAUCAGACGAGAAAAACUGCAAUGACUUUCAAAGCAACUUUCGUACUCUGUUGGACCUUAAGUUGGCUGGAAAGAGAGCGCACUGUACGGAUGAGCCAGAAACGGGAACAUGCAGGGAUAGCUUUACAAAGUGGUACUAUGAUCCUCUGUCACAGAGUUGCCUCCGCUUCAAUUACGGAGGCUGUGAAGGAAACGAGAACAGAUUUGAUUCUAAGGAACAAUGUAUGGCAGAAUGUCAUGGUGUAACAGAAAAUGAUAUAUUUGACAAAGAGACCAAAGCUGAGAAACAAGAGAUUGACUCCAAUACAAGUGUCAUUGCCAUUGCUAUUAUCCUGGGUAUAGCCAUCGUCAUUGUCCUUGCCGUCCUGGGGUACUGCUGGCUAAAGAACAGACAGCCCAGCCACACCCUGGUGUCCACUAGCAGCAAACCUCUGUGACACCAUCUUACUCUCAUCUAAAUGCUUUAUCACAAACAAAGACUCUGUGUUUGGAAGUGCAGGAAGACUUGUUUUCUUCUUCUAAUUAAAUCUGUAUGUGAAUAUGUUUUGAAGAGGAUGCAUACAAAAAGCAGAAAGUCUUUGGUGAAAUGUGAAGUGUUGCUUUCAGUGCUGCUUGCUAUUGGAAUAAAUUGGCCCAGGAAUCUGUAAGAUGAGGUUAAGUGGGAAGGAUUGAUUAGAACAUCAUGGCACAGCAUCAGAAGCAACCCUCCCAUUAGAAUACAAUAUUUGAUGUUUUCCUUCUUUCAUUUUUUAUCAGUUCUGAUUGAACAACUUUUACUGUUUAUUGUACAGUUGAAAGCAAAACUCCUGUCUUUCAACCAAGCCCAGGAGAUCUCGUUUAUAUGUACACUUUUCACAUGAACAUGUUUUGUUUCCUGCAGUUUUCUUACUUUAACCUUAUUUUACACAUUGUUGUUACAUUCCAUUGAAUUUCACCGACAUGCAAACUGUUGU